This is a messenger RNA of Juglans regia (Persian walnut), 1610 nucleotides long. RefSeq lists its product as uncharacterized. Bases 297 to 632 code for a protein of 111 amino acids. Lineage: Eukaryota; Viridiplantae; Streptophyta; Magnoliopsida; Fagales; Juglandaceae. The record is from RefSeq and is a predicted model, not a curated record. The transcript has 6 exons.
CCUGCAUGAAAAUCACAUCAGGACCAAAUAACUUCUUUUCAAAAACUAGUGCAUUUCCCCUCAACCAAAUUUGAACCUUGUUGUAUACAGUUCUUAACUUUGUUAUCAUUUAAUGUUGUUUUUAGUCAUAUAUGGAGGUCCCAUUUUGGUAUACAGAGUGAGUUCAUAUUUAUGUUGGGUAGAAGAUGUAGCUUUCUUUUAGUCAAUUUAAUAAGCAAAAGAAGAUGGCCAUUGAUAUCCUCCUACUGAUCUAGCAUCUUAUUUCAAAAGGUUUGAGCUAGUCUAUUGCUGCAGUGAUGGUCCAUGAUAACUUCCAGUUUAGAUGGCCUUUAGACAAAAUCUUUCUCGAUCUGGGAAGAUGGCAUCAGGUAAUGGUUUUCAUAACAGUGAGGAUACAUUUUGAGCAUUAUGGUAGCUGCAUUCACAAGCGUUCCAGCAUUGUUGGGAAAAAAAGGGUUCUGUCUCAGUUGUGGGCAUUUUCGGCAUCGUCUCCCUCCAUCGACUCGCUCCUCUGCUGGAGUCGUGUUCUCGGCAGCCUUUGUUUAAGCUGGGCAAAAAUUAUUCUACUUGGGCUUUUCAGUUUGAACUUUUCCUCAAGGGAAAAGAUCUUUGGGGCCAUAUUGAUGGCAUAGAUGUUGCACAAACAUCCAAUCCUGAAAAAUCCAAAGAUGUCGUACCUUCUCCUUCUUGGGAUGUGCUUGAUGCUCGGAUCAUGUCUUGGCUUCUUGGUUCGGUGGAGCCACAUAUUUUCACCAACUUGCGGGCUCAUCGCUCCACUCAGUCCAUGUGGAAUUACUUAAAGAAGGUUUAUCAUCAAGAUAAUGAUGCUAGUCGCUUUCAGUUGGAACAUGCGAUUGCCAUGUUUCAACAUGGUAGUCUUUCCAUCCAAGACUACUACUAGGCAUUUUUUACUCUUUGGCAAGAAUAUACUGAUUUGGUUAUAGCGGAUGUUCCUGUUGCCACACUUUCGACUAUUCAGAAGCUUCAUGCGACUAGCCGGCGUGAUCAAUUUCUGAUGAAACUACGCCCAGAAUAUGAAUCUGUUCGCUCUUCUCUGCUGAACAGAUCUCUUGUUCCCUCUAUGGAUAUUUGUUUUGGUGAGCUACUUCGUGAAGAACAACGUCUUAGUACUCAAGCUAUUCUGGAGCAAUCUCAUGGUAGUUCCGGCACGGCAACUGUGGCUUAUGCUGCCCAAGGACAAGGAUCACCUAUGACUUCUAAAAAUUUACAGUGUUUCUGCUGCAAGGCAUAUGGACAUAUUGCUGCCAAUUGUCCUAAAAAAUAUUGUUCUUAUUGUAAGAAAAAGGGUCAUAUUAUCAAAGAAUGUCGUAUCCGCCCCCAGAAUCGUCAGGCUCAAGCAUUUCAGACUUCUGUGUCUGGUUUUCCCGCAGCGACUUCUGCAGCACAUGACUCUUCCUCAGGUGUUUCUUCUGAUCUUGCACCUCCUACAGCAACUUAUUGCACCCCUGAAAUGGUGCAACAGAUGUUAAUUUCAGCAUUAUCUGCGAUGGAGUUUCAAGGACCAGGUAACGGGGGAGCCGAUCGCGAAGGGACCUAAAGUGGGGCGUUUGUUUCCACUAUUUUUACCUGUUCCAGCACUUUCGACAGUU